CUCCCGAGGUGCCUUCCCACCCUCAUUGUCUGCGGUUCAUUCAAAUCUACCCGCCCCCCCUGAACUCUCCUUCCCCGGGCCGCCAGGCCCCCUCUCCUUCCCCGGGCCGCCAGGCCGGCCUGUUUGCUGCAGCUCGGUGCCCCCGCCCGGGGCUCGUCCGCAGCUCACUCCAGGGCCCUUGCGUUUGCUGCCACUCCUGUGCGCCGGGUCCCGCUCCUGGGGUCCUUACCCCGGGGAGCCCCCCCUGCCGCCCGCCCCGCCCCGCCCCGCGCCGCGCCGCGCUCCGGGCAGAGCCCGCGGCCCCCGGGGCCCAGCUUCCCGGCGCUGGCGCGGCUCGGACCAAACCCUCGCGCCGAGGCACACGCCGCCUGCCGCGCUCCCGGCCGGAGCCGCUGCGCUGCCGCCGCCCCGCCAGGCAUCCCUCAGAAAACUCCAGCUCUUCGUUUUCAGUGGAUUUUGACUACAGAAAAAUAGUAGAGCAAUUCUUCCGCUGCAGAGAACUCGGAAACACCACAGAAAGCUGGAUAAUGAUGAAUCACUUUGAGCUUCAGACACUGCUCCUCUGUGUAACAGCUUGCUUCUGUAUAUAUCACACUAAAGAAUCCCGUGUAUUUCCAGUGACGUUCCUUAAUGUUUCCAAGAAUUCGACUUUGCAACGUUUGCUGGUAGAAUGGGAUGUUAGUGACUCAGCACAUGAGUCUGAACAAGAGAUGGUAUUUGAAAUUCAAGUCAGUCAAACAGAAGAAAAGAAUGUUGUUUGGAUUGAGUAUUACAACACAACCCUCAGUAAAUUAACUAAACCUCUGUUUUGGAGCUGGGAUUCAGAGUUACCUUUGGAAUGUGCAUCUCACUCGGUCAGAAUCAGGAGCAAGGUUGCUGAAGUCUGGAGUCCCUGGAGUUCGUGGGAGACUGUACUGGGCCUAGAUACUUCAGAUGCUGACAAACCACUCAUCUUUCCAGAAGACAAAGUUGUACAGGAAGGAUCCAAUUUUACUUUUUGUUGCAUUGGAGGCAAAAAUCAAAAGGUUGAGAAAAUAAUGAUCAACACUAGGUCCCUGGACUCAACGCCAAAACGAACCAUCGUGAGGACUAUAAAUGAGGUGUCACUUGGAGCAGCAGGCGGUCAGGCAAUCUUAUGUACUUUCAAUGGUAGUGGAUACGAAAAAUACAUUGGAACACUUUUCCAUGUGGGCAGACUACCUGAUGAACCUAAAAACGUUUCUUGUGAAACCCGAGACAUGAAAACAGCAAAAUGCACUUGGAAUUCAGGAAACAAUGUCUAUAUCUGUGGGAAAUAUUUAGCACAAUACAAGUUGUUUGACUGGUUUUCCCAAAAAACCCUUUGCUCUGAAAUACAAGUAUCUCGUUCCGAGGAGUGGUGUGUUUGUUCCUGGGAUAUACACCAGCAGAUGACAUACAACUUCACUCUGACUGCUGAAAACAAAUUAGGAAAGAAAAGUGUAAAUUUUAACUUUGAUGUAGCUCACAGAGUUUACCCCUUCCAGCCCUCUGACUUCUGGGAAGAAUAUGUAAGUGCCUCACAAGUGAAAUUAUAUUGGACUAUGGAACCAAGGGACAAGGCAAUUGAGCUAAUUUGUCAGAUUGAAGAUAACCAUCCUGAUGGGAAAGUGGAAUGGCACAACAGUUCAGUUGUUCACUCAAACACGUAUGCAAACAUCAUGAUCAGCGGAUUGCAGCCUUACACCAUUCAUAAGUUUCAAAUUCGGUGCGGUGCAGCAAAGCAUUUUUGGAAGUGGAGUGAGUGGAGCAAAGAUCUAACAAUCACAACGAAGGAAGCAGCUCCCUCAGGAAAACUUGACCUCUGGAGAGACAUUACCCCGGUGAUGGGAGGACGGAACGUCACCUUAUUCUGGAAGCAAUUACCAGGUUUUCAAGCUAAUGGAAGAAAUAUUUCAUACGAAAUAACCUGGGAAAACUUAGAGGAAGCAACUGAGCCUGAACACAUCUCCAUUUCUGCACCACAUAAUAGCACAAGGAUUUGCAUUGGUUACCAUUCCUACAGAAUCAGCAUAACAGCAAAGAACCAUAUUAAUUCUUCAUCUCCCUCAGAGAUCAUCAUCUCUGGAGCUACUGAUAAUGAUGCUGAAGAAAAGAUCAAUGGUACAGACAAGGAGGAAAGGGUUGAGGGCACAGACCACGGAAUUUGGAUUCAUUGGCAGCCCAGAAACACAUUUGAUGGCUAUAUUGUUGAUUGGUGCAACUUUCCGAACUCCCAGCCCUGUGACUUCCAGUGGAAGAGAUCUGGUUUCAACACCUCCGGGGUUCUUAUCGACGCAGUUGCUUUUGUGCCUGGGGUGAGAUACCACUUCAGAGUGUUUGGAUCUGUAGCUAAUAAAGCUUCUUUAUUGGAGAAGAAGGCUGGAUACAGCAAAGAGCUGCCUCCUAGUGACCCUGAUGUGAAAAUAAUUGGCCUGAUUCCCUACUCAGUGAGUCUAGCCUGGGAUUCAUAUCGCACAGAUGGGACACAGCCUGGUUUUAUAAGAGGUUACAAUAUUUAUGUCAAAAGUCUGCCAGGAUGCAAUUUGAAGGGGUCCACAAAAUACAUGGCUCCAGAUGGGUUGGUCUGGUGCAAAUACACAAUCAAAAAUCCAGAAGAGAAGAGGUUCAUUGUGGAACACUUGGUGCCCAACACAGCAUACCAGCUGGCUGUUAAAGCUGUCACAGGCGGAGGAGAGACCCCCAUCACUCAGACUUUGAACAUAAAUGCGUUGGAUGACUCAAAUAAGAUAUAUCUUCCACUUGUGCUGGGGAUCAUUCCUUUUGUGCUGAUAACCGCCAUUUGCUUCUGGAAACACAAAUGGGUGAAGGAUUAUUGCUCUCAAAUUCCCAGUCCUGACAGAAAAGUGCUCUCUUUUGAUGGAUUUAAGGUGGCUUCUGAAACAGAAUUGAAAGUAAGUGACUGCAUUCCUGAUGCUGUAACAUUGGAGAGCAAGUCAGAAGCCAAGAAAUUAGAUCUGUGGAGCCAGAGGAGUAUGCUAGAAGAAAGGAAGACUGCCAUUACUGAUUCUUCUUGGCUUCCCCUUGUUCCAAAUGAAGACAGAGAUUUUACAUGCUCAUCCUCUGAUUCAGAAGCUGGCAUUUGGCAUUUAAAAAACCCUGUCUACUCAUCCAGUGCUGCACAUGAUUCCAUGCCUUAUCAGAACCUGCAUAUGUUACAUACGAGUGAGCCACAACCUCUUCCAUUAUUAUACCAGCCACAGCAUGACAUUGAGAUCAUGAAUAAAGACACUGUCGUGUCACGAAGAGAAACUAUGAUUGGAGACACCAGCUUGGUAUAUAUUUCACAAAUGGACGUGCCUUGCUCUGGGACUAGAUUAAAUGACUUGUAUUGUUCCACUGAGCCUGGUGAAUGUUUAGGUUACAACCUGAGUUCAGACCUGGUUACAUCUAUAUCUGAUGGAGACCUUGAGCAGUAUAGCCCUACCUCCACCAGUACAACCGGGACAUUGCUUCCAGACUAGCAUUAAACCUUGAUAAAUAUAUGUAUAGUGCAAUGAUCUGUAUGGUGCAGUUUGAUCAGAAGUAAUGGGCAUCUAGCAUAAAUUAGAUAAUAAAGGUUUAUCACCUAUAUUAUAUAGGGGAUCAGAUCAUGGUUGCCACUUCUGGCAUUAGAGAGGCACCAUAGUUUAGAUGAGCUUAUAAAGUCCAAAAACUAAUACAGAGAACUUAAACCACUUUCAUAAUUAGCUAGGAGCACACUACAUAUCAUAUUCCCCAUGUACUUGGUCCAAUUCUUGAAGUGUAAAUAGAAAGCAUGUAUCAGGAACCUUAGCACAGACCACUCAACUUUUAAUUUCCUAUGUUUUGUUGUUUGAAUCUAUGCAUUUUGUUUAUUUUUCUAGAAAAUAAAAAAUUCUGUGGAAAGCCAA
This is a messenger RNA of Alligator mississippiensis (American alligator), 3890 nucleotides long. It is a transcript of the gene OSMR, whose product is annotated as oncostatin M receptor. The transcript has 19 exons. Gene Ontology annotation, molecular function: cytokine receptor activity; protein binding. Gene Ontology annotation, cellular component: membrane. Lineage: Eukaryota; Metazoa; Chordata; Crocodylia; Alligatoridae. The coding region runs from base 528 to 3482 and encodes 984 amino acids. The record is from RefSeq and is a predicted model, not a curated record.